GGCAUGUCCUGGCUGCUGUGGCUUCUUCAAAUACCAUUUUCCUGAUGGAGAGCUCUGGCUGGGGAUUGCCUCUCCCCCACAGUCAGGAUGGAUCUGCUCUGAUGGAUCUGCUCUUAAGUAAAGCUUUGCAAAAACUGACAAGUGGCACAUCAGAUCUCAUGAAUUUGGACCACUUCCAGGCCUGACAUCCAGAAACUCAUCCCUAUAGGUGGUAAAUAUAAACAGCCUUGGGCUGGCUUAUUCCUAAUCCUGAGAGUCUGCUCAUCCUCCUUGAUGUGGGAGGCCAUAUGCACAUAGGACCUGUUGACCCAUUAAAAGUGAACCUUAAAGGCUGGUUGCAAAGGAGGAAGCAUGGUAAAGGCAGCAUCUUUCCAGGAUCCAUGGGCUCUUUGAGAGAUGAUCAGAGGGAGGCCAGAUGAUCUGCACAACACGCACGCCACUGUUUCUUCUCUGCAAAGGCAGCAUCGGAGCAUUCUCCCCAGCCCUGCGCCCCACGGUGUGCCCGAUCGUUUCCGGAUGUUUCGCAGCUGCGAGUGGGAGGUCCUGGAACGAUCCCUCAAUAUCCUCCAGGCCAGCGACUUCUACUGGGGCCCCUUGUCCGUGGGGGAGGCUCAUGCCAAGCUCCAGCGGGAACCUGUUGGCACCUACUUGGUGCGGGACAGCUCGCAGGGGAACUGCUUGUUCAGCCUGAGCGUGCGGAUGCCGACGGGACCUGUCAGCCUUCGGAUCUCUUUCCAGGAGGGCUAUUUCCGCCUGAAGAACUGGUUUGCAGACUGUGUGGUCCGGCUGCUGGAGCUGGUAGUGGCAGGGACGCGGAACAACCCCUUGCACUUUGAUGAGAUGGGGGGAACUCCCCUGGUUUUCUCUGAGCCCCUGUGCCGGAGCCGCCGGGCAGUGCCUACACUGCGAGAACUGUGCUGCCGGAGCCUGCCCGCUGGUGCCACAACAGGAGAUGGAGCAGAGCUGGGGGGCUCCUGGGAGAUGCGCCCGAGAGAGGAGGUGUUCUCACCCCCAAGCGGAAGGGGAGGGUCGGAGAGGAGUGUUGUCCCUAGCCCCUCUCUGUCCUGGGCUGGGAGAUGAUGCCUUGUGCAUGAGAGAUGAAGAAAGGUGCCUGCUACAUGGCUGUAGCGGGUGAGAUGCACGCCGUGCCGGUGAGGCUGGACUGCUGCUGGGAGAGGAAGGAGAGGGCAAGGGGGUAGGGCUUGAACCUGCUGGCUGUGACAGCUGUGUCCUUGUACGUGCACGGUGUGUGUGGCCUUCCCCAGAGAUGCCUGGGGUAAAACCAAACCUGAAAAGCAGAGAUUUCCCCCUCCUCCAAGUCCUGCUCUGCUCCAUUUAUACCUUAUAAGCUUGAGAAGGUGAGUUGCCUGUCCUCCCAGGUCAGCCCUGUGUUUACCACAAAGUGCCUAAGCUCAUUUCUGCUGCAAAUCUGCCCUUGUGAAGUGGUGCGGCUGAGUCCAGUCCCACAGUAGUGCAGCUCGGGCAUUGGUGGGCAUGACCCCUGUGCUGACCAGAUAACCGUGGAGCAAGAGCACGUUUCACUCCUUGAAGCACACAUGUGAUGCCUGUCACUUCAGAAGCCAACAUUUGCACUGGAGGGAAACUGUUGCAGCCAUGUACAGCUUCACUGGCUUUUGCGUUGCUUUAUUUGAACAGAUUUUUGGGAGUGCAUAUGAGUUACUUUAUACUAAGGGCAUGGUGUUCCCGCGGAGGUAACCCUUGCCUGGAGAGUGCGGUCUGCCCUGGGAGGAUGUGAAGAGAUGGGAUCCAGUGCCCGCCCUUAUGCUCAUCUGAUAGUAUGCUGCUGCCAUCUAGAGAAUAUAAAAAGAUUUUUUGGUUUUGCCUUCAAAAAGGCAAAGAAUUUUUUAUAUAGGACUUAAAA
This is a messenger RNA of Athene cunicularia (burrowing owl), 1882 nucleotides long. RefSeq names its product suppressor of cytokine signaling 1-like. The record is from RefSeq and is a predicted model, not a curated record. NCBI's taxonomy places the organism in Eukaryota, Metazoa, Chordata, Aves, Strigiformes, Strigidae. Gene Ontology annotation, biological process: phosphatidylinositol phosphate biosynthetic process. Gene Ontology annotation, molecular function: 1-phosphatidylinositol-3-kinase regulator activity. Gene Ontology annotation, cellular component: phosphatidylinositol 3-kinase complex. The transcript is spliced from 4 exons. The coding region runs from base 397 to 1080 and encodes 227 amino acids.